AUGGCCGACUGCCUUUUGAUGAUGGGUUGUAGCUAUUCGGGUUUGGAUAUGGUUUCAGUAUCGGGUCGUGUCACGAGUUUGAGAUCUCCCGGUCUUGAAUGCAAUUUCACUUGUGCUCACCACACUCUAUUUCUUCCUAGGGUUUAUACAUUUUCUCUAAGAAAGCUGAAAAUGGUGAAGAACUACCCAACCGUCAGCGAGGAGUACCUGAAGGCCGUUGAGAAAUGCAAGAAGAAGCUCAGAGGCCUCAUCGCCGAGAAGAACUGUGCUCCUAUCAUGCUCCGUCUUGCAUGGCACUCUGCUGGUACAUUUGAUGUAUGCAGCAGAACUGGAGGUCCUUUUGGGACCAUGAGGUUCCCUGCUGAGCUGGCUCAUGGAGCCAACAAUGGCCUUGACAUUGCUCUUAGGCUCUUGCAGCCCAUCAGGGAGCAAUUCCCUAUCCUUUCUCAUGCUGAUUUCUAUCAGUUGGCUGGCGUUGUUGCUGUUGAAGUUACUGGAGGACCUGAAGUUCCAUUCCAUCCUGGAAGGCCGGACAAGGCAGAGCCUCCUGUUGAAGGUCGUUUGCCUGAUGCUACCAAGGGAUCUGAUCACUUGAGGGAUGUUUUCAUCAAGCAAAUGGGUUUGAGUGACCAGGAUAUUGUUGCACUCUCUGGUGGCCACACACUGGGACGUUGCCACAAGGAACGAUCUGGAUUUGAGGGACCCUGGACCACAAAUCCCCUCAUCUUUGAUAAUUCUUAUUUCAAGGAGCUUCUCAGUGGAGACAAAGAAGGCCUCCUGCAGUUGCCGUCUGACAAGGCUCUACUCUCUGAUCCUGCCUUCCGCCCACUCGUGGAGAAAUAUGCCGCCGACGAGGAUGCAUUCUUUGCUGAUUACUCUGAGGCUCACCUGAAGCUUUCUGAAUUGGGAUUUGCUGAUGCCUAA
Messenger RNA from Fraxinus pennsylvanica, 924 nucleotides. The record is from the annotation of a GenBank genome assembly. Lineage: Eukaryota; Viridiplantae; Streptophyta; Magnoliopsida; Lamiales; Oleaceae.